UUAGAUUUUGGAGUUGAUUCAAUGGAACGUCUGUGUAAAGGAUUACAUUAUGUGAUGUGGAUGCAAGAUAAAGCGCUACUCCAGGAGGAAUUGGCUGAUAACAUAUCGUCAUUGCUGACUGUCUUCCAGAACGAACAGCAAUCUGUUCUAUUCAUCAAGCAAAUGCUUGUGACAGUGUCCGAUCAAUGGGCACAAAUGGAUCGUUGGCGAAUGGAUAAAUUUUUGAUGUUAAUGCGUCGAUUACUUCGUUCGCUGUUCGUUCAUCUUCGUAAGAACGAAUGGAAUCCGACUUUGGUAGAUACUUAUAUGAAGGCGUUUCAAGAGUGCGCCAUAUCGUCAGAUAAGAAGUUUUGCGAAGGUUUGAAGUUUCAUUUUGCGUCGGUGUUCCUUGACGAACUGGACUAUGCUGGUACGUUUGUGGUGUAUUCCAUUGGAUUUUUUAUUUGGUAUUUUGAAAAGUUUGGUGGUUUGGAACCAGGAAGAGUGACGGAACUUCUGCAGCCGUUUGCGAAUCUGCUUGCUGAUAGACAAAUCUCAGGAUAUUUGUUCGAUUCAAUUCUACGAGAGAUAUUCCUGACGAUAUUGCACGAUUAUGCGGAUCAGAAAGCUGCAGCUGCUGAGGCGAGUAACGCCGACGAAGGUGAUGAAGAUGAGGGUAUGGAUGGCGACGAAACGCAGGGCAUGGAACAAGAAGAGGAAGAAAGUGGUGCUGCUAGUGAUAGCAGUCGAAUAAAGGUUGACAUCUUUGCUGGAAAAAUUUGUGGUUUUGUUGAGUAG
Anisakis simplex (herring worm) is the source of this 777-nucleotide messenger RNA. The record is from the annotation of a GenBank genome assembly. NCBI's taxonomy places the organism in Eukaryota, Metazoa, Nematoda, Chromadorea, Rhabditida, Anisakidae.